Vespa mandarinia (Asian giant hornet) is the source of this 1121-nucleotide messenger RNA. RefSeq lists its product as uncharacterized. Gene Ontology annotation, cellular component: nucleus. NCBI's taxonomy places the organism in Eukaryota, Metazoa, Arthropoda, Insecta, Hymenoptera, Vespidae. Gene Ontology annotation, biological process: negative regulation of DNA replication; negative regulation of cell cycle. The record is from RefSeq and is a predicted model, not a curated record.
UUGAACUUGGAUUCCAGUAGAUUUAAUUUCUUUUUUAGUCACCUGAACAAUUCCUAAGUGAAUAAUUUCUUGCAAGGAAAUUCAUAUGGUUAUAAAAGAUAAUUCGAUGAGUUUUGGAGAGUUUUAUAAUUUCCACUGUUAUAAAAUAUCUUAAUCUUUCAUCUAUUCAUAAUAUAACUAUACAUUUAAUAUUUAAAAUAUUUUAGUAAUAAGAUUGAUUUUAUACUCUACGUACAGACAGAUUUUGUUUUUACUUUUAAAUAUCAGUAUCAUGAAACCUACGGGGGAAACGAAAGUUUCUGGCGCCAAAAUUACUAAUUCAGAGGCUAAGGUCAGAAUGUCUUUGCACGUUUUGCAGCCAGCAGCUACUGACAAAGAAAACCUGGUGGGUGCUGGAAGAAUGUUCAAAGCAGAUUUACCCUUAAAAAAUGCACUAAAAAAGGAUAUUAAAAACACAUCGGAGAAAUCAAAAAAAGGUUGCACAACGCGUAAAAAAAUUGUUUACAAACAUAAGGCAGUUCAAACAAACAGGGGAGAAAAAAUUAAAAUCGAAGUAGAAGAUUUGACCUCUGAAGCUGGUCCAAGUGAAAAUUAUUGGGAAGUAUUAGCAGAAAGACGACGAAUAGCUCUUAAUGAUGCAUUAGAAGAAAACAAAGAACUACAUGAACGUGUAUCAAAAUUGCAAGAAGAAAAUCGUUUAUGUAAAGAAAUGUUGGAUGAAACACGGGCUUUAGUUGAAGUUUUACAAGAAAUGAUUGAGGAUGAUAGAAAUGACAUACACAAUUCUUUGGAAGAUAGUGCUCUUUAAUUUUAUAUUAGAUUUUUAAGAGCAAUAAAAAUAUCAGUUUUAUACAUUAUCUCCAUAUUGGAAGAAAGCUUAAACAGAGAUUUAAGACUAAAUAAAUUUAUAUAUACUUUAUGUUUAGAGUUUAAUAGUUAUAACAGCUAUAAUAAUUUUCAUUAUCUUCUAAAUAAUUUAAAGAAGCACAACUUACGCCAUUCUUACCUACAUCGUUUAUGUUGCCCAACUGUACUAAUUUUUCAUCUCUCUGUAUAUAUUAUAUUUAUAACAAAGAACCUUGUCAAUUUUAUAUUGUGAAAUAAAAUAAAUAUAUAACUUU